Molecule: messenger RNA, 4396 nt
Organism: Toxotes jaculatrix (banded archerfish)
Lineage: Eukaryota; Metazoa; Chordata; Actinopteri; Toxotidae
Gene: rtkn
Product: rhotekin
Exons: 11
Coding region: 454-2529 (691 amino acids)
Biological process (GO): mitotic cytokinesis; signal transduction; actomyosin contractile ring assembly
Cellular component (GO): actomyosin contractile ring
Source: RefSeq, a predicted model, not a curated record
GGUCUCUUGUCACACAGAGGACAGACGGCUUUCACAAUCGGGACACAGGGACACAAAGAGAAGAACUGCAUUUUAAAAGGCUCCAUUCUUCCCCCGCUGCCGCUGGGUGUUGACUGUGGGUGUUUGAGAGGAUCUUUGUUGCCCGGAGAAAAGUAGAGAAGAAGAAUACGAGCCGUGAACGGGUUGGGGGAAUUUUUUUUUUUAUAGACAGGGUUACUACAGUGCAGCUGAUGCUGUCAUCCACUCCACCUCUGUCUGCUUUGCCGGAGUUACAAGUCUUGUUUUGGAUGAAGAGCGGAACUUUUACGCAUUGUUUUACGCACUGAUCGUACGGGUCGCGACCGAAUAGGAACUGUCAUAAUGAACUUUGUCUCUCCGGGACCUGCGGGGUAGCGGUUUGAGCCCGAUCAUUAACUUCAAGAAGAAGCAAUUCUGUGGAUAUCUGUCUAAAGGAUGCCAGUUGAUAAAUUCGCAAACAUGGAGGAAAAACUGUGGAUAUUGGAGGAUCUCAAUAUGAUGUACAUCCGUCAGAUUGCGCUCAGUUUACAGGACAGCGACAUCCAGAAGAAGAUCGACCAUGAGAUCCGGAUGCGUGACGGGGCCUGCAAGCUUCUGGCCGCCUGCUCCCAGAGAGACCAGGCACUGGAGGCAGCCAAGAGCCUGCAGACCUGCAGCACUCGUAUCAUGGCGUACAUGUCGGAGCUGCAGAGGAUGAAGGAAGCUCAGGUCAUGCAGAAGGUCACACGGAGAUCAUCGGAUGCAGGGCCGAUGGACGACAGACUCCCAUGCAAAGGAAAAGUUGCCAUCUCAGAUCUUCGUAUCCCUCUCAUGUGGAAAGACACGGAGUACUUCAAGAACAAAGGAGAGCUUCAUCGGUGUGCAGUGUUCUGCCUGCUGCAGCUGGGGGGAGAGAUCUUCGACACAGACAUGGUCAUAGUGGACCGGACACUCACGGAUAUUUGCUUUGACAACACCAUUGUAUUUUCUGAAGCCAGCCCAGGUUUUGAACUGCGUGUUGAGCUGUACAGCUGCUGCUCAGAGGACGACUACUCAGCAGGGAGCACACCAAGGAAACUAGCCAGUAAACUCAGCUCCUCCCUGGGCCGAUCCGCUGGGAAGAAGCUCCGGGCAGCCAUGGAGCCUGGACCGUGUAGUCCCGUCAGCAAUGGAGGGGCAGCUCCUCUCCUGCUGCCAGUUCCUUCUGUACCAGGCCCUAAGUACCACCUCUUAGCUCAUACCACCCUGUCACUGUCACACGUCCAGGACAGCUUUCGCACACAUGACCUCACCAUCUCAGGCAACGAAGAGUGUUCGUACUGGCUGCCGCUCUAUGGCAGUAUGUGCUGCCGCCUCGCAGCUCAGCCUCACUGUAUGACCCAACAGAUGAUGAGUGGAUGUUUGAAAGUUAAGCAGUGUGGAGGUGACCCCCAGAGUUGGACAAAAGUGUAUGCUGUUCUCAAAGGAACAAGCCUUUUCUGCUACCACCGGAAAGAAGAUGUGGAGGCUAACGUUGAACCAGCUUUCACUAUUGCUAUCAACAAGGAAACCAGAAUACGUGCGUCAGAGAAAGACCCUCACAGUAAAGUUCAGAAUAUCUGUAUCAGUAACCAGUACGGAGGUGAGGAGGUCACACACACUCUGACCACAGACAGCCGCGAGGACACACACAGGUGGAUGGAGGCCUUUUGGCAACAUUUCUAUGAUAUGAGCCAGUGGAAACAGUGUUGUGAUGACUUAAUGAAAAUUGAACUGCCAUCACCAAGGAAACCAGCUCCUGUCACACCAAAACAGGGCUCUCUUUACCAUGAAAUGGUUAUUGAGUCAUCUGAUGACCUGAGCAGCACUGUGUCAGACAUCCUGGCUCGGAGGUUGCAGGAGUUGGAGCUCCGCAGCCAGCUGGGCACCUCUCCCACCUGGAUGUCUGUGUUUGAGGAGAGCAACCCUAAAAGCGCUGGCCGCCCUCGUCCCUGUGCUUCUCAUCUGUCUGGCCACAGCCCCUGCACCCCUCAUCGACUGCCCCGGAGCCCUGUGAGCCCUCACCGCUGCCCACAGCCGGGUCUGCUGUCCUCAGAUGCAAGUCUGACCUCAGACAGCGACAGCCACUGCAGCACCAGUCCCUGCUCUCACCACCAUGGUUGGGUUGAGCCUUCUUCAAACUUCUCUCUCUUGUCAUCUUCACCCUCCCGUUUGAGGCCCCGCACUCUGUCACUGGAUGCUAAGCUCAGCACCCUUCGAAGCAGGGGAUACGGAGGAGGAGGGACCUUGCAGUGCCCCUGUCAGCCUCCUCCCUCCUCGCUGCUCGCCCCUAUCCCCAUCUCCUCUCGUUCACCUCGAUCACAGCGCAGCACACAGACCACACUUUCCUGCUCUAGCUCCACCUCCAGCAACAGCUCCAGCAACAGUGAGGGCAGCCACAGCCCUGAGUCAUCUGAGGGAGCCCCCUUCUCGAGGCCCUCCCCGGCUCGACGCAGCCUCAGGAACCUCAGGGCCAGACUUGAUCCUCGCAACUGGCUCCAGAGUCAGGUGUGAACUUGUUUCCUGGCAAUUUCCUGGCAUUUUAUGCUGACCUUAAGGCAAUAGUGCUCAUUUAGACCGUGGUUUAACUGGCUUAACACAUGUGAACCAACCUCAGGCUAUCUGCUAGGCCCUAUGCACAGCUCUGAGAAGGAUAAGCUGCCUCUAGUCUGCCUCCUGGUGGAGGAUGGAUCAUGGAGGACCCCCCCUGGGGCAAACUGGAAUGUCUUCUAACACAAAAGACAGGUGACAAUCACUGCAAGUGACUUUGCACUUCGCUGUGUCGCUGCAAUUUGGAAGACAGUCCAAAACUAAAUGGGAGGUACUCUGCUUGCUUUGAGAAAUUAUGGUAUUGCUAAGUGAUGCUAAGAGCUAAAGGACUUUGGAAAAACACUAUGCGUGCUCUCUGUUUUUGGAAUCUAAUUCUGAAACUGGAAAAGGUUUUGUUUUGUCCUCUGCAUCAGCCACCCUGGCCACUCAAACAUUGGUUCAGGGUCAUCUCUGUUAAUGUACUUGCAGUGUUUUGGACUGGAUGGUUCUUGUAUUUGUAUUUUAUAAAUAAAGGUUUGCAGUGCUUAUGCUAUGAAAGCCAGUAAGCAUGUGGAGGUAUAAUCAGUUAAGUUUUCACAUGUAAACUGUUAAGUGUGGAGGGAAAGGUUGAUGUUUGUUGCCUGUACUGUGAUAUCUACUUCAGUGUACUUUUCUAAUUAUUCUCACAACAGAUGAUCUUUGUGGUUCUCCUAAAAUUACUAUGCACCAUUUUUGUUUCAUUUUUUUUCCUUUUUUUUUUUUUUGGUUCUUUUUAGCAUGAUCACACUUACAGUUAAAAUGUUGAACUACUUGAGAUCAUUUCAUCUAUGAAUCUGGUGAAAGCUUAACUUAAUGCAAGUGCUCAUACUUACUGUACUGGUUAUUACUGUGAUCUCUUCAGGGUAAAAAAGAAAAAAAAAUCUGUGCUCUGGUCUUUACACAUUUAUCUGCACACUAUUGACAGGCUGUAGUCAGAAGUGAGUAAAAGAUCCUUACAUAUAUAGAACAAACCCUAGAACAAACUGAAAUUAACCAAAGCUUAAGUAUUAUUGAAAACCCAAGCCAUACUUGUAAUUAUAAUUUUGCUACACUGUCUCAUGGCAGUUUUGUAGGAUUUUAUUGAAUAGUGAUUCCUUCUUAUGAAAAAUCCAAUCAAAUGUGAAACAUCCAUUAAUCUAUUAUUAUGCAACACAAAGAAACCAUAAAAAUUAUUUUAUGGUGGCUGUAUUUUAGAAAACCUUCUAUGAAACGGAGUACUUACAUAAAUCAGAGUCAACUAUAAGGUUGUGGUAGAAAGAGCAAAAUAUAAGUAGUUUGUUUACACAAGCCGUCAGUUGUUUCCAUUUAGACAACUCAGAGCAGUUACUUCUUAUCACAGGAAAACAAAAUCAAAUCUUAAAGGAGAGUUGGUGUCUCUGUCAGUGCAGUAAAGCCUCUUCUUCUCUGUUGUUUACUGUGGACUUCGAUAACAGUUUCCCUCUUGGGGCUCAGAACUCGGGCAACCAUUUUUACUAAGAUUUAAAACUGUCAAAUGCUUGAAAAACAGCAUUUGUUACUGUAAAUUAAUUUUUCUAAGUUAACAAAUAAACCUCCUCUCUUUGUCUUUUGUUACAUUAUUGAUUUUGUUAUAAAUGCAGCUAUAUUGAUACCUGAUUAUCAUAAUGUUAACAGAUGAUGUGCAGAUCUUUAACUGUUACAAAUAGAUAACAUUGAAUGUUAUAACCUUGCAAGAGUUUCCCGUGUUAGCAGGCUUUGUGUUCUGCAUGUGCGCCGUCCUAGAAGGUGAACAUAAAAUGAGAAAUGUGGAAAUCUCAUGUUGAAAUAAUAUAACAUUAAUUAUAAUAAAUGUUUU